This is a messenger RNA of Phialemonium atrogriseum, 1543 nucleotides long. RefSeq lists its product as uncharacterized. The transcript has 2 exons. The record is from RefSeq and is a predicted model, not a curated record. Lineage: Eukaryota; Fungi; Ascomycota; Sordariomycetes; Cephalothecales; Cephalothecaceae. The coding region runs from base 98 to 1099 and encodes 333 amino acids.
CUCCAUCAUCAGCCUUCCAUUUAAUACACCUAUACUUUCCUAUUGCCAAGAGCGAUCGUCACUACACCACAAUUAAGAACACCACAACUAAGAAGUCAUGUCGCUCUACAGCACCUACAACCAGUUCUUCCCGCCCAAGCCCACAUUCACGGAAAAAGACGUCCCUUCUCAAGCAGGCCGAGUCUUCAUUGUGACAGGCGGAAACUCAGGCAUCGGAUAUGAGCUGUGCAAGAUCCUCUACGGCAAAGGCGCCACCGUGUAUAUGACAACGCGAUCAAAGGAACGCGCAGAGGCCGCCAUCAAGACCAUCACCCAAGCUGACCAGCCCCCACAAACCCCAGGGCAACUCAAGUUCCUGACCCUCGAUCUCAACGACCUCACCUCGGUCAAGUCCGCCGCGGCGUCUUUCGCCCGCCAGGAGUCCAAGCUCGACGUCCUCUGGAACAACGCCGGACAGGGCGGCUACGGCCUCCCCGUCGGCGCGAAGACGGUGCAGGGCCUCGAAGCCUUUGUCGGCGCCCACUGCGUCGCCACGCUCCUCUUCACGGAGCUACUCCUCCCGCAGCUCCGCGCUGCAGUAGCCACAACCUCGGCGCCGGGGUCGGUGCGCGUCGUGUGGACGAGCAGCUUCCUGGCGGAGAAGGCGACGCCGUGGGGGGGCGUCGAGUUCGAGAAAUUGGCCGAGGGGACGGCGGACGCGGUGCGCAACUACGGCGUGUCCAAGCUGGGCGGGUGGAUGCUGGCCCGGGAGGCGGCGCGACGGCACGGCGGCGAGGGCAUCGUCAGCGUAGCGCAGAACCCGGGGAAUCUAAAUUCGAACGUGUACGCGGGCAUGUCGCCGUUCCUCAAGUUCUUCGUCCGGCUGGUUUUGUACCAUCCGAGGUUUGGCGCGUACACCGAGCUGUAUGCUGGGUUGUCGCCUGAUGUCUCGCUGGAGAAUAAUGGAGCUUAUGUCAUCCCCUGGGGGAGGAUUCAGGCCGAUGCGGACUUUUCGAGGGAGGAUAUUGUCAGGGCGAUUACACCCGAGGAGGAUGGUGGGCUGGGGUAUGACAAGAAGUUUUGGGAGUGGUGCGAGCAGCAGUGGAAGCCGUUCGUUUAGAGGGGUGCCGACUGGGGAAGAACGAGCGGUCGACACCAGGCGAUAAGGGAAACCCCCUUGUAAUAAUGAGCGAGGGAGAAAGCGGGGCGGGAAUCCGAGGCAACGAUGCCACCAGCAAGCGACCUAAUUAUCCACUUCUAGAAAUCACACGAGCGCAAUAUUCGUCCUCCAGACGAGCGGGAUGAGUGGUAUCGGGCUGGGAGUGAAAUAAGACGAAAUGUUGCAGCAAUCAUGGUCCCAAACCACCUCCACCGACAUCUCAAGUCCAGUCACCUGAUAAAGUUCCGUCAGGGUCUUGCGAGGAUGCUGGACUGGGUAAACAUCUAGGUCGUAUUGUCCACUGCACGAGAGCGUCACCUUCGGCUAGCGUGUGGUAGUUUUCAGGAUAUUAUAUGCAGGGGUACCCAGGGGCACGCUAGCCUGUCGUACAGUACCCAUCUGUUG